ACUCCGUCACCCUUCCUCCUUAACAUCCUCACAUCGCACCACCUCGCUCUCGACCUCUAUGAUCCCGGGAACAGAUGGCUUCGAGCAUCUUCAGCAUCCUCUGGCUCUCCUCAUAACACGCACCUACAGAAUACAUUCCCCCUUACGUCUUCUUGCAUUGGCUGCGCUGAAUGCCGAGUCCUACGCGUAGACGCCGGGAAGAACCUGGAAUAAUUUCGAGGCAGAAGCCGGCGGUUGCAUUGAUACUUUGAUUUUACGAACGCGGCUGCGGCUGUGGAAUCUUCGAUUGUUUCUUUCUCCUUCGACAGUUGGAUCGAACGCUAUUCAAGAUAAAGAGAAGAACUUGUCCGGGCAUGGAGCCCGUCCCAGAGACUGAGAGGAUGGAGGAAUUCAGGGCGUCGCCGGUUCCUAGGCUUAAACUACAAGAUUCUACAGUAUACGAACAUCAAACCAUCGAUCUGAAGAACAAGAAACCUCCAACACUUCGAUCAGCCACGGAUCCCAACCCUUCCUCGCCACUUUCGCCAGUAACUUCCUCUCCCUCUAUACCGUAUAGACCCAGAAACACAUCCCCAUACUCACGAGGUCAUCUCCGAUCCAAGUCCUCGACAGCUUCUCUCGCCCCACCGAUGACGCGGGCUCAGUCCAUGCCAGGAUUCAACGCAUCGGGGCAUCUGCUCUCCUCUCCACAUCAACGUCCCUCAAGUCCUCUUGGGUCUCCGACUCGAAACCGAACACCAAGGAAACCAGUUGAUGAGGUAUUCCCAGGUCUGCCAAACCGCGGAUUGAAGGAUAUCAGCGAGGCAGAUGACACUUCAGAAGAGCAUGCCCCAAGAGCACCAGAACGAAGUAGUUCGCCAGUUCUUGGUCUGCCUCCAUCUGCCAGCUUCACGCGAACACGUAGACCAUCCUCUCCCCUUCGAUAUCUUGUUCAGCAUAGUAGUGCGGCCAGUACGGCUAGCAGCACAGCUCCAACCACUCCUUCUUCCAUAACCUCUUCUCCCUCUUACCAAUCUUCGAGAUUCCACGACUCUUUCUUGGGCAUGAGCAGUUACUCUGGAUCUCUCAGUUAUCCUGGCUCUUAUGCAUCGUCCUCCAUGCCCUCAACCCCCACUUCUGCGAGAUCUCGAAGUCCCUCCAUUUCAUCACUCGAGACAAUAGAGGAUUCACCUGACGCCGAGGAGGCUGCUUUGAAGCAGGAAGCUGAACGUAUAGCACAGUUGAAAGCCGAUGCGGACGCAGCGGAGAGCGGAGAGGAUUCGAAGACAAAGGGUAAUCUCGACACGCCUGGUCCACGGGGGAGAUCAUUAGCUACAAGCUUUGGCAGAGACAAGCGGAAGCGGUGGAGUGUGUGCGGUGCUGAGAGAAGAGGUGACUUGAAUCUGGACACGAUAUGGGAGGAUUGACUAAGAAUAGCUGGCUCAGAAAUUCUGGCAUCAGCGCAGCCAUGAUUUCGAUCUCAAGCUCGCCUUGGAGAGCCAUGAGCAUGUUUCUGCGCGCGAUGCCGACCAGUGCCGGCACGCUCUACAUUCGCAGCGCGAACUGCGGGCAGAAAACUUUAUUUUUGGGCAAGGUGUAUUACCGGUUGCUGUAUUCCCUUGCUCUCGAUAUCGAGUACGAUACCCAACUGCAUUUUUCAAUCGUCAGACAUUGGCAUUCUGGUCGGAGUACGGAGGGUAAACUGCGUGCUGAGGGUUAUUGAAAUCCCGUUGUAGAUAAGGAGCAAGGGUCUCCCAAUAAAUCAAUACAUGACGAAUGGAAUUAUAGAAAUUCUUGGUGACGUCUGUCAACUAGCC
This is a messenger RNA of Hyaloscypha bicolor E, 1796 nucleotides long. RefSeq lists its product as uncharacterized. The transcript has 2 exons. The record is from RefSeq and is a predicted model, not a curated record. Bases 354 to 1406 code for a protein of 350 amino acids. Lineage: Eukaryota; Fungi; Ascomycota; Leotiomycetes; Helotiales; Hyaloscyphaceae.